AUGUCUCGAAAUAUUUCUGAAGCUGCUAGAAAAUUUUUAUUGCUAGGUCAAUGUAUUCCUACUGUUAAACAAAAUGCUACAAAAAUUCGAGUGAAGAGGUUAGAAUUAGAUGAAAAUUUGUUAAUGUACUUCAGAAAAGAUGAAUUUUAUUACUGUCACGACCCGAACAAGAAAUGUAAAACUGGAGAUAUUGUACUUAUACAAGCCUUGCCAAAGAAAUUGACAAAACUAAUAACACAUGAAGUCAAAGAAGUAGUUUAUCCAUUUGGAGAUGUAACCGAUCCCGUUACUGGAAAAAAAGUAGCUAAAGAAAGAUAUAGAGAAGACAUUGAAAGACAGACCGAAAUAUAUGGAAAAUUAAAAUCAAGUUUCGAUUAUAAAUCUGCACCUCCAAGAGGAUGGCAAGAUGGAAAGAAAGACUUUACAUCUAAACCAACAUAUACCAAAUUUCAUGUUUUUGAUGAAAAUAAUGAUCCUUAUGCAAUU
This is a messenger RNA of Brenthis ino (lesser marbled fritillary), 486 nucleotides long. The record is from the annotation of a GenBank genome assembly. NCBI's taxonomy places the organism in Eukaryota, Metazoa, Arthropoda, Insecta, Lepidoptera, Nymphalidae.